AUCUAAAUCUCCAAAACAAUCGAUUGAAAAUGAAAGUUUCAAUAGCUGCUAGAAUUUUGAGUCAUACUGUUGCUGCCACUAUUGAAGAAAUGGUUAGCAAUCCGAAAAACAAUUUACCAUCACAGGCCAUUGAUACUGCAGAGUUUGUGCAUGACAUGGAUCAACUUUUUGAUAGUUUCAAUGGUAGAACACCUAAGCCAGAGUGUGGAAAACCAUAUCGUAGGUGUUUAUCUGAUAAAUCUCCUCACUUUGCACUUUGGAAUAAGCUUCUUCCAAAAAUCAAUAGUUGGGAGUUUAUAUCUCCAUCCAAGUCUUCAUCUGGGUCUGUUGCCAAAUCCAGAAUGCCAUUUAAAACUGGUUGGUUAACAACUAUAAAUGCCACAAAAGAAUUGUGGAGUGUAUGUAGAAAUAUGGGUUUUAAAUUUUUAAGAACGCGUUCUCUAAACCCAGACCCACUGGAAAAUCAGUUUUCAUCUAUAAGGCAUUUUGGGGCAGAAAAUACAAACCCAAAUUGCUACCAAUUUGUUAGUUGCUUUAAAACAUCCGUUCUCAACAACUUAGUAACACCCGUUUCAAAUCGAAAUUGUGAGAUGGAUGGCACUAGUAUUCUUGACAAUUUGCAGAGUUUUUUAAAUACUGAUAUAUUGGAUUUUGUAAAUUUAAAAAAAUUAGAGUCUAAUGAGAUUGAAAAUAUAAUACUACCAUCAACCAAUUUUGAUUUUACAGACCAUGAUGCUAAUACAUGCACUUAUGCAGCUGGAUUUUUGAUUAAAAAAAUUAAAUUACAUAGAGAAUGCAAACAAUGUGCUGCUAAUUUGUUGUCAGAAACAGUCGAACCCCAGCAUAUGUUUGUCUUAUUUAAGGAAUUUACAGAUAACAAAAAAAGUCUAUUUUACGUAACCAAAGAAAUAAGUUAUUAUUUAGCACAAAUUCACGACUGUGUUUUCUAUAUAUUACCCAAAUAUGGGUAUAUAUCAUAUUUAAAAAAUAAGAUUAAAAUAAUUUUGAAAAGUCAUCUGGAUUUUAAUUGGUAUACUUGUGUAGAUCAUAAAGAAAUUAUGCAAAGUGACAUACUUGUUAUUUCUAUAGAACUUUUGACAAAAAAGUAUUAUGACGACAUUUCUAGAAAUUUUAAAUCAGACAAAAAAAACAGGCAAGAUGAGAAUUAAAAAAGAUGAAACACCUGUAAAAAUAUAUUUUUCUCUCCUACUAGAAAUUUGGGUUAGGUUUGUUUUGC
Molecule: messenger RNA, 1237 nt
Organism: Ceutorhynchus assimilis (cabbage seed weevil)
Lineage: Eukaryota; Metazoa; Arthropoda; Insecta; Coleoptera; Curculionidae
Source: the annotation of a GenBank genome assembly